Molecule: messenger RNA, 2032 nt
Organism: Mangifera indica (mango)
Lineage: Eukaryota; Viridiplantae; Streptophyta; Magnoliopsida; Sapindales; Anacardiaceae
Product: GDP-mannose transporter GONST1
Exons: 11
Coding region: 614-1633 (339 amino acids)
Cellular component (GO): Golgi apparatus
Molecular function (GO): antiporter activity; GDP-mannose transmembrane transporter activity
Source: RefSeq, a predicted model, not a curated record
CAAAAUUAUUCUGCAAAAAAAACACCAAUGAAAUAUUUGUUUAGUAUUUAACGUCUCCAUGACAAAUCAAACUGCAACAAAGCUUCCAUUUUCAAAUCUCAAGCUUCUUCUUCUCCCUUUUGGCUUCCCUUUUUAUUAUUAUUAUUAAUUUUUAUAAUCCAUCGUUCAAAAGCCAUUCUUUACUUUGUUUCAACUUCUGUUGCUCUGUUUUGUUCCUGCUUUUCUUGCUCAAAUCUCAAAAGCUCUGUGGAAUUUUUGUGGUUUUUGAAUUUGAUGGCCUCUUUGUGAUUUAAAAGCUUUACUUGCAGCUGUUCAGGUUUUAGGCUCUAAUGGGUUCAAGUCCCUGUUGGUGUCAUUGGGAUUUCUUUUUGGAUCUUUUUUUGAAUUUAUUUUCGUAUGAUAUGCAAGUCCACGUCUUCUAGUGAAAAGGGAUUUUACUUAUGUAGAAUGAGGGCCACACUCUCUAGGUGCUAACUUUUAUUCUCCUAUUCCAAAAUUUGAAAGAAACCACCUUAUAGAAGAAAGAGGCCUCCUAUAUCAUGAGUCAAAUGGGGCAGAAGAACAGGUCUCUAGUCCAGUGAGAAGAGAAGUAGUUAACAGAUCAUUAUCAAGCAUGAAGUCUCUUGAGAGUGAUAAAAGUGACCUGGAGGGUGGUAAACUGGAAAAAGAGAGAGAUAAAACAAUACAUAAAAACAGGGCAGCUAAAAUGCAAAAUCAGGCCUUAUGGUCUGGCCUUGCAUACUGUGCAUCCUCUUGCUGUAUGAUACUGGUUAACAAGUUUGUGCUUUCUGGAUAUGAAUUUAACGCUGGAAUAUCUUUGAUGCUGUACCAGAAUUUUAUUUCAGUAAUUAUUGUGUCUACAUUGAGUGUUAUGGGGGUAAUAUCAACAGAACCUCUAACAUGGAAGCUGAUUAAAGUCUGGUUACCUGUAAAUGUUAUAUUUGUUGGAAUGCUCAUUACAAGCAUGUUUAGUUUGAAAUACAUUAAUGUCGCUAUGGUCACAGUACUGAAGAAUGUUACUAAUGUAAUUACUGCACUUGGUGAGAUGUAUUUGUUCGAGAAGCAUCAUGACAACAGAGUCUGGACUGCUUUAUUUCUAAUGAUCAUUUCUGCAAUUUCUGGAGGGAUUACUGAUCUAUCUUUUCAUGCUAUUGGGUACACAUGGCAGAUUAUAAACUGUUUCUUAACCGCAUCAUAUUCUCUAACACUACGACGGGUCAUGGAUACGGCCAAGCAAGCAACAAAGUCUGGAAACUUAAAUGAGUUUUCAAUGGUCUUGCUAAAUAACACCCUUUCCUUGCCCUUGGGGAUUCUUCUUGCUUAUAUCUUUAAUGAAGUUGAUUAUCUGUCUAGAACACCACUCUUGAGGUUGUCUAGCUUCUGGUUAGUAAUGACACUAAGUGGGUUUCUUGGUUUAGCAAUCAGCUUCACUUCUAUGUGGUUUCUUCAUCAAACUGGUGCCACCACAUACAGCCUGGUGGGGUCUCUGAAUAAGAUCCCUCUAUCUGUUGCCGGCAUUCUUCUUUUUAAGGUUCCUACCAGUUUGGAAAACUCUGCUAGCAUAUUUUUUGGUCUUCUAGCCGGAGUCUUUUUUGCUAAAGCCAAAAUGCGGGAGAAAUCUCAGGGACAAUAAUUAUUGAAGGUCUUGUACCUCAGCCUUGAUUGAAUAGGCUAGAAGUUUGUUUGCUUUGGUAAUUUGCUUCAGGCAACAUGAUUAUUUGAUGUUGUACCUAUUUAUCAUAUUCUGUAAAAUCUGGAGAAUCACAUGGCAGUUUUGAUUGAGGAAGGACUGGAGUCAGGUAUGUUGGCCAUGCAACUGGAAAAUGGAGUGAAUAUUGGAUUGAUUUGAGCAACUGAUUUUCUCUUAUUGGAAGAGAAUACUCUGCCACUGGUUUUUUCCCACCUGUGUAUCAUAUUGGGGCACAGGUUUUAUCUUGUAACAUUGUGUUAUAGUCAGAAAUGCAUCUUCUUUUGUAGCGCAUGCCUGGACAUGCAAUGCAAUGAAAGGAUCGAAAUGAGUACCACUAGACCA